GAACGGUUUCCAGAACUGAUGGGAGGGAUUGGGCAGGGCAGCUAAAUAUAGUCCAGGGGCCUGGCUUAGUCUGGGAGGGUCUUCCGCUGAGCACUGUGUGCCCAUCACGCCGAGUAUCCACUGCCAGCUGCCCCUGUGAGUCCCCGUCCUUGCUUGGAGCCUGCUGCCUGUCUCAGAUCCUUGGACACAGCCCUGACCCCGGUCCAGCUAGGCCCGACCCUGACCGGUCCUUCUUCGAGUCUCUUUUGGCCUAAGAUCUCCAACCAGACCUGUCCGCCAUGUCGGCUGCGCCCGGCCUCCUGCAUCAGGAGCUGUCCUGCCCGCUGUGCCUGCAGCUGUUCGACGCUCCCGUGACAGCUGAGUGCGGCCACAGUUUUUGUCGCGCCUGCCUGGGCCGCGUGGCCGGGGAGCCGGCUGCCGAUGGCACCGUUCUUUGCCCCUCCUGCCAGGCUCCCACGCGGCCGCAGGCACUCAGCACCAACCUGCAGCUGGCGCGCCUGGUGGAGGGGCUGGGGCAGGUGCCGCAGGGCCACUGCGAGGAGCAUCUGGACCCGCUGAGCAUCUACUGCGAGCAGGACCGAGCGCUGGUGUGCGGAGUGUGCGCCUCACUCGGCUCGCACCGCGGCCACCGCCUCCUGCCCGCCGCGGAGGCCCACGCGCGCCUCAAGACGCAGCUGCCACAGCAGAAACUGCAGCUGCAGGAGGCGUGCAUGCGCAAGGAGAAGAGCGUGGCUGUGCUGGAGCAUCAGCUGGUGGAGGUGGAGGAGACGGUGCGUCAGUUCCGGGCAGCCGUGGGGGACCAACUGGGCAAGAUGCGAUUGUUCCUGGCUGCACUGGAGGGCUCUUUGGACCGAGAGGCAGAGCGUGUGCGGGGCGAGGCAGGGGUUGCCUUGCGGCGGGAGCUGGGGAGCCUGAACUCUUACCUGGAGCAGCUGCGGCAGAUGGAGAAGGUGCUGGAGGAGGUGACCGACAAGCCGCAGACUGAGUUCCUCAUGAAAUACUGCCUGGUGACCAGCAGGCUGCAGAAGAUUCUGGCAGAGUCACCCCCACCUGCCCGUCUCGACAUCCAGCUGCCAAUCAUCUCAGAUGACUUCAAAUUCCAGGUGUGGAGGAAGAUGUUCCGGGCUCUGAUGCCAGCGCUGGAGGAGCUGACCUUUGACCCGAGCUCUGCGCACCCCAGCCUGGUGGUGUCUUCUUCCGGCCGCCGCGUGGAGUGCUCGGAGCAGAAAGCGCCGCCGGCCGGGGAGGACCCGCGCCAGUUCGACAAGGCAGUGGCGGUGGUGGCCCACCAGCGGCUCUCAGAGGGUGAACACUACUGGGAGGUGGAGGUGGGCGACAAGCCGCGCUGGGCGCUGGGUGUGAUCUCGGCCGAGGCCCCCCGCCGCGGGCGCCUGCACCCAGUGCCCUCGCAGGGCCUGUGGCUGCUGGGGCUGCGCGAGAGCAAGAUCCUGGAGGCGCACGUGGAGGCCAAGGAGCCGCGCGCGCUGCGCAGCCCCGAGAGGCGGCCCACGCGCAUCGGCCUCUACCUGAGCUUCAGCGACGGUGUCCUCUCUUUCUACGACGCCAGCGACGCGGACGCGCUCGUGCUGCUUUUUGCCUUCCACGAGCGCCUCCCCGGGCCCGUAUACCCCUUCUUCGACGUGUGCUGGCAUGACAAGGGCAAGAACGCCCAGCCGCUGCUGCUCCUGGGGCCCGAAGGCGCCGAGGCCUGACCCACUGGAUGGGUGGGGGAGGGGCGUAGGGGCCUGGGUAGGAGCUUAGGUCUCCUUGAUUGGGUCUGAAGGGAAAAGGGUGGCAGGGGGAGGAGGGCAGGUUGCCGGGGCCCAGGGGGGCUGGGAACUUGGGGGGAAUCUCCCGGAAUUCUGACAAUCAUGCGGGUUGGCGGGAGCAGUGGCUCACGCCUGUAAUCCCAGCACUUUGGGAGGUGAGAUGGUCGGAUUACCUGAGGUCAGGAGUUCAAGACCAGCCUGGCCUACACGGUGAAACCGUCUCUACAAAAAUUAGCUGGGCACAGUGGCGCACGCCUUUAAUCCUAGCUACUCAGGAGGCUGAGGCAGGAGAACUACUUGAACCCAGGAGGCGGAGAUUGUAGUGAUCGGACAUUUCGCCACUGCACUGUAGCCUGGAUGACAAGAAUGAGACUGUCUCAAAAAAAAAGCAUGGGUAUUGGCAUGGCCUGGGACGGCCUGUGAGGGGUUGGGGUGAUAUUGGGGACAAGACCCAGUGGGGUAGGGAGAUCUGGAGUCAGGCCAGUGGGCAAAUCAGAAUUUAGGAGCCAGAGGCCCUGAGAAUUCCAGGAAGAAAUUAGGGUUGAUUGAGGGAGGGACUGGGCCAGGUGUGGCAAUUGACGGGAGGCGCCUUUAGUCUCACACUCCCCUCCUUCUUAGGCCUUGGGGUCUCGGCUCCAGACUCACCUUACCCAAAGGCCUUCCCCUAGUCCUCCACCUUGGGCAGGCAUCAGAAUCACUUUUUUUUUUUUUCUGAGACAGAGUCUCGCUCUGUCACCAGGCUGAAGUGCAGUGGUAUGACCUCGGCCCACUGCAACCUCUACCUCACGGGAUCAAGCAAUUCUCCUGCCUCAGCCUCCUGAGCAGCUGGGACUACAGGUGUGAGCCACCACACCCAGCUAAUUUUUGUAUUUUUAGUAGAGAUGGGGUUUCACCAUGUUGGCCAAGAUGGUCUUGAUCUCUUGACCUUGAGAUCUGCCCUCCUUGGCCUCCCAAAGUGCCGGGAUUACAGGUGUGAACCACCACGCCCUGCCAAAAAAUGUUCAUUUCUAGCAUGUUUCCCAGGUGAUGCUGCUGGCCACUGGGACUCCUGCUGGGGGAAGCUCUGACCUGGUGCACACCCCAUUGUGUCAUUCACUCUCCGUGCAGGUUAAAGAGAGGUAUAAAUCCAAAACAUAUUCCUCCAGUCAAAGACAUGUAAGGUUUGCGCCAGGAGUGGAAGGAAAGAAACAUAAACCAAAACAAAGGCACUUACCUGCUGGGCACUCACGCCUAUAAUCCCAACACUUUGGGAGGUUGAGGCGGGAGGAUCAUUUGAGACCAGGAGUUUGAGAUCAGGCUGGGCAACAUAGCGAGACUCUGUUGCAACUAAAACCAGAAAAACAGAAAAGAAGCCCCUGGAAAACUGCUGGAGACGAUUCUAGGGGAAUCCACAACCUGAGACUUAACUUGCUUUGCCUCUGGGAUCUGUUUAUCAAGCGUCUGGAGCAUUGAGGAGUCCACCAGGUUGCCAACCAAGAGAAAGAGCCUGAUGCUAAGCUUACGCUGGGCCCUGCUGCUCGCAGGGAAGAGAAGAUGCCCCACUACAUCUCCCAGAACCAGCCGCUCCGCACUUACUUGCUGGUUCACCGCUUCUUUGGUUUUAGUGCACAGGGCAUUUCUCGGGCUCUGCAGUAACCACUGAGGCCUGAGUGAGAGUCCCUCUUUCCUGCAGGGAGAGGCCUUUGGGGAUUCAGGCAGUGGGGCCAGAGGCUCCUCCCUUUGUCUCCUGGGGCCAGUCAUUCUCAUGGGGAGGGUGUGCUGGUGGGAUGGGUGGAAGGGCCUGGGGCUGUGGCAGCUGCUACCAUGGUGGUGGUUUUCUCGGUAGAUGGUGGGUAUGGGACUAAGGGUGAAAGGGAGGUGUGAUUUGAAUAAGAAAGGCCUAAGAAUCUGGCAAGGGAAGGCGGCACACCUGGGUGUGUGUCCCAGAAGGAGGCCUGUGGAGUCCUGGCUUCUGGAGGUAGAAGAGAGGAAAUAAAACAAUAUAGUAAAUGGAUUAUUUGGAUGUAAAAUCCAACACCAUAAUAAAACCAUUAUAUUCUGACCCCUUCCUCAUUAAAUCUUCCUGAAAGACAAAUGAUCUGUUGCAAGGCCUCCUAAUUGCCCUCUAGCCUUUAAUCUUGACUCGGGUAAUGUUUCAAAAAACGCAAAUGUGGUUACGGGACUCAGUUGCUCAAAACUUUCAACUCCCUUUUGCCAGCAGGAUAAAGCCCCCAGUCUUUGGCUCAGCAUUUGAGCUGUCCUGCCUUUUUGUUUUUGAGAUGGAGUAUUGCUCUGUCACUCAGGCUGGAGUGCAGUGGUACGAUCACUCCAACCUCCACCUCCUGGGUUCAAGUGAUUCUCCUGCCUCAGCCUUCCCGAGUAGCUGAGAUUACAGGUGCCUGCCACCAUGCCCAGCUAAUUUUUGUAUUUUUAGUAAAGAUGGGGUUCCACCAUGUUGGCCAGGCUGGUUUCAAACUCCUGACCUCAAAUGAUCUGCCCGCCUCAGCCUCUCAAAGCAUUGGGAUUACAGGUGUGAGCCAUGGCGCCCAUCCCCUGCACUUCUCUUUUAGGGAUUAGGAUUUAGCUGGUUCCCUCCCACUCAUCCUUCAGGGCUCUCCCGAAACACCACCAUUUCCUGUCCUCUCUUGACCUUCUAGACCUCCAGGAAGACUCAGCUACUCUCCUCUCUGGAUCUCCCAGCACCUCGUCCACCUCCACCAUGUGUGGCCCAUGGCAUUGAAUUGUCUACACACAGGCCAUGGGUGUCUAAGGAGGGAUGGUGACAUCUGAGACCCCAAAGCCUGCUUCUGAGGAAAUGGGUACUCUGAGAAGCAGAUGCCAGCAUAGGAUUAAAUGGGCAGAGAUUUUAGGAGGGAAGAUGGGGAAGGUCAUCAGACUGUUUCAAGUCUGCCUCUGCAUGCAGGAGAGAGGGAGGGAAGGCUCUUGUGGCAUCUCCUGCAGCCAAAGCCACGGUUCAAACACUCCUGUGCCUCCUGGGACCUGCGCUGGCUUUAUUCUUCCUGCAGAGCUGAGUAAUGUAUGCGCUCUUCUGUUGGAAUUAUGUCAGGAAACUUUCUUUUGGAGCAGCCACAGGUUCUUUCUGUGUACAGUUGCAGCUUGAACUGCAUGCAUUGAGAGAAACGGCCCAUGGCUGACUAGGUGAGGUGGGCUUUAUGGGAAAUGCUGCCUAAUCCAGGUGGUGCUUGUCGGGUGGGGCUGCCUGACCAGGUAGGAUCUCCCUGGGGAUGUAGGAAGGUGAAAUAUGAAGAGAGAAGAGAGUUCCUCCCGCACUUCUGUCCUGAAGCACCAGCAUCCCCUCCAUGAGUCCCUCCCCUCUGAGGGAAUGCUGGAAACUCCCAGUAACUGGCUGCCAAGACAUUUCCUGUGCCUUCUGACAUCUUUAGGUAGCACAAUAGCAAACUUGACCCUGGCUAUGUUCAUAUAGCAAACUAAACAAAACCAUGAUAAAACUGCAGGCAAGAACAUUUAUUGUUGCUGGGAGCGGUGACUCAAUGCCUUGAAUCCCAGCACUUUGGGAGGCUGAGGUGGGUGGAUCACCUGAGGUUAGGAGUUUGAGACCAGUCUGGCCUGAGGGAAUCUGUGGGGAUUGCUCCAGUGUGAGGCCCCUGGGAAAUGGGCCUCGCCAUACGGUGAGCUUGAGCCCAGACCCAGAUCCCUGGUUGGGGGAGUCGAGCUGAGGGAAAGCACGAACCGAGAGAGGGACUAUGUUAUUCUAAAUAAUUAACAGACAUUACUUUAUGGAUAUGAGGACUUGGGAGGCAAUGUGUCCACUUUCGGCUUUUUAUGGUUUAUUGCUUGAUUGUGUUCAUUUUGGACCCUUGUUACCUUCAUUGUAAAAUAUUAACUUAAGUAUUUAUACUUGGUAACUUACUUACCGUAACUUGCUGGGUGUAACUGUAACUAACUUACUUACCAUAGCUUACAGGGCGUAACUGUAACUUACUUCCCAUAGCUUACUGGGCUUGACUGUAACUUACAUUGAUCCAUUGUUCGUAACCGUAACCGUAACCUACUUAAUGGGAUUAACUUACUUAGUGGGUGUAACUUGCUUAUUGUAACUUAAGUACGUUGAUCUGGUGUAAACAACUUUGACUUCAGAAAAGUAUAUAAGGAAACAUAUUACAAAAAUAAAAUUGCUGCUUGGACAUAGUCUAAGCCAGCCCUCCAG
This is a messenger RNA of Callithrix jacchus (white-tufted-ear marmoset), 5937 nucleotides long. RefSeq names its product tripartite motif containing 72 (gene TRIM72). The record is from RefSeq and is a predicted model, not a curated record. Lineage: Eukaryota; Metazoa; Chordata; Mammalia; Primates; Cebidae. Gene Ontology annotation, molecular function: zinc ion binding; protein binding.